Messenger RNA from Colletotrichum gloeosporioides, 648 nucleotides. RefSeq lists its product as uncharacterized. Bases 1 to 648 code for a protein of 215 amino acids. The transcript is spliced from 2 exons. Lineage: Eukaryota; Fungi; Ascomycota; Sordariomycetes; Glomerellales; Glomerellaceae. The record is from RefSeq and is a predicted model, not a curated record.
AUGACCUACCGUCCCGGCGCACGCGCAAUCUGCGGCACGCCCAUCUCCUAUUACCAAGACAACCUCAAGAACCGCCGCCGCUUCCGCUUCCGACUCUGCCCUGCGACAGAGCGCGAAGUCAUCGACGCCGUCAUCCAGCGCGGCAAGCUCGAGCCGCCUUCCCGCCGCUGGAUUCUUCAGCUCGCGGCCAGUUGCGGCAUUCGGUUCUCGGCGGAGGACAAACCCCGUGGCGGGGUCAGGGCCGGGGCCGAGCCCAAGACCAAGGUCCACGCUCCGUACAUCGACCGAGUCCUCGAGGACAAGUUCACCAACAAGGUCGAAACGAUCCUCAAGCUUGCCGUCAAGAAGGGCAGCAUCACCACUCCUCCUGCCGUCCACCCAUCUGGACCUACUGCCGCAGUCAAGCAGCUCCAUCCCAGCACCAUCGCAGCCACCAGUGUUACGAUCGGUAUCGAAGCGAGCACCAACGCUGAUGCAAUGACGAUGGAUCGAAGCUCGGGUUCGCAGGAGGGCUUUGUCGAACAGGUAGAAGAGACAGGUUCGAACGUUCGGGAGAAGAGGAAGCAGAAGAGGAAGGUCGCAAGACGAGGACGUCACGAUGCGAUUGAUGCGCUUGUUGACGACAUUUGGGAGAAGAUGUGUCUGUAG